Messenger RNA from Pleurotus ostreatus (oyster mushroom), 1623 nucleotides. RefSeq lists its product as uncharacterized. The coding region runs from base 1 to 1623 and encodes 540 amino acids. The record is from RefSeq and is a predicted model, not a curated record. The transcript is spliced from 2 exons. Gene Ontology annotation, molecular function: protein binding. Lineage: Eukaryota; Fungi; Basidiomycota; Agaricomycetes; Agaricales; Pleurotaceae.
AUGACAGUAACGACCCACUUAAUCCCCUCCCACGAAGAUGGUGCUUUGAAAGCCAUUCGAGCGAUUGACCAUCAGCUGUCCCAACUCGACAACUCUGCAAGAACCCUGCGCGGUCGGCGCAAUGCGUUGGCACCAAUAUCUACUCUACCGCCCGAAAUACUCUCCAUGGUGUUCAUGUACGCGGAAGCCGCUAGCAAUAAUUCCCUUGCAUGGAUCAAGGUCUCCCAUGUAUGCCAGCAUUGGCGGGCGGUAGCCCUCGACUCCCCCCGGUUGUGGACGAAUAUCGUGCUUAGUCGCCCGAAAUGGACGAGGGAGAUGCUCAAACGCUCCAAGAUGGCCCCCCUCGACAUCAAAGCAGACCUCUCCUUCCUGACGCCUCGCCUCCUUGAAGUUGCUCGGUUGAUGAUGAAGCAGAUACAUCGCACGCGCAGUCUCAAUAUCACCGCCAACCAUUCCACAUUAAAUACUAUAUUCGCCGGCUUGCAAGGAGAUGCUCCACUGCUUCGGUCAUUGAACGUCCACGAUUCCCAGCGCCAUGGUCUGCUUCCAACAGAUACCCUCAGCGUCCCAUUUGCGAUGAAAGCUCCACGGCUACAACACCUAGAACUACUUCAGUGUAACGUGGAAUGGAACUCCCCGUUUCCCCGGUCUUUGACGCACUUUAAACUGCGCGACGCGACUCCUCCACCGAUGGAGGAUCUCCUUUCGGCUUUACAAGCCAUGCCGUAUCUAGAGGUCUUGGAACUUCAGAAUAUACUUCCUCGACCUGAUCUCGGCCUCGCGAAGCGCGAAGUCCGUCUGAGCAAGCUGAAGAAGAUUUCUAUUAAAGAUCCUCUGCCGUCGUGCGCAUCGCUUCUUGGGUUCCUCGCGCUUAAACCCUCUACCUCCUUCCAUCUGGAUUGCACAUUUGGUGGAGAGCCAUCGGCAUCAUUGUUCUUGUACCUCGAGCUCUUACGCCAAUUGCCGUUCAAAUCCAUCAACACGUUGGAAUUGGCGCAGGAUGGCCCAGCUUAUAUCGAGGUCUAUGCCUCAGAGCCCGCUUCUGGCGGAAGCCCUCGGUCGACCAACUUGGACUUUAGAUUAUCCUGGGGGCAGGAUGUCCCUGUCACACCGCUACAAGUCUUCUCUCACAUCAGUAAAACACUCAGGCUUUCCUUCCUCCAGACCUUGUACUAUCACCAGACCCAAGACUCGGAAGCUUCCUUCUGGCUCGACAACUUCUCGAAGUUGCCGAGGCUUCAGAACGUAACGCUUUCCGGAUCCUUGGUGCCUAGCUUCUUGAACGCACUCGUUCAUAAUGAAUCGCACAAAGCAUCCGAGCCAGCUGGGAGGAGAUCGCUUGCUUGCGUUGGAUUUCCAAGCCUGCGGAGUCUGGCGUUACAUAACGCCAACCUAGCGGAUACAGUAGGAGACAAACGGCUGCUGACUACCCUGCGCGACGUCAUUGGCUAUCGGCUCAAACGAGGGACUCCAAUCGUUGACCUAACCUUCGAAUGGUGCGCUAACGUACGGGAUGUUGAUGUUGAAUCGCUCAGCAUGUUGGUGAAGAAUGUUCGCUGGGACGGACAGGAAUCGGUGUUGAAUAGCGAUGCUGAAGGACUCUUGUUCUUGGAGUUGGAUUAG